Chinchilla lanigera (long-tailed chinchilla) is the source of this 4387-nucleotide messenger RNA. RefSeq names its product lysyl oxidase (gene Lox). The record is from RefSeq and is a predicted model, not a curated record. Gene Ontology annotation, biological process: peptidyl-lysine oxidation. Lineage: Eukaryota; Metazoa; Chordata; Mammalia; Rodentia; Chinchillidae. Gene Ontology annotation, molecular function: protein-lysine 6-oxidase activity; copper ion binding.
GGGGAACCGCACGGCGGCGGGCCCGCUCGCGUCCCCGGAGCCCCGCAGCCCGCAGCCGCCUCGCCACGUGGACCGCAUGGUGGGCGACGACCCGUACAACCCCUACAAGUACGCCGACGACAACCCCUACUACAAUUACUACGACACGUACGAGCGGCCGCGGCCGGCGGGCAGGCACCGCCCGGGCUACGGCACCAGCUACUUCCAGUACGGUCUCCCGGACCUGGUACCCGACCCCUACUACAUCCAGGCGUCCACCUACGUGCAGAAGAUGGCCAUGUACAACCUGCGCUGCGCCGCGGAGGAGAACUGCCUGGCCAGUUCUGCAUACAGGGCAGAUGUGAGAGAUUAUGAUUACAGGGUGCUGUUAAGAUUUCCCCAGCGAGUGAAAAACCAAGGAACGUCUGACUUCUUACCCAGCCGCCCAAGAUACUCCUGGGAGUGGCACAGUUGUCACCAACAUUACCACAGCAUGGACGAGUUCAGUCACUAUGACCUGCUGGAUGCCAACACACAGAGCAGAGUAGCCGAAGGUCACAAAGCAAGUUUCUGUCUCGAGGACACGUCGUGUGACUAUGGCUAUUACAGGCGAUUUGCAUGUACUGCACACACACAGGGGUUGAGUCCUGGAUGUUACGAUACCUAUGCAGCAGACAUCGAUUGCCAGUGGAUUGACAUUACAGAUGUACAACCUGGAAACUACAUUCUCAAGGUCAGUGUCAAUCCCAGCUACCUGGUUCCUGAAUCAGACUACAGCAACAACGUUGUGCGCUGUGACAUUCGGUACACAGGACACCAUGCAUAUGCCUCAGGCUGCACAAUUUCACCGUAUUAGAAAGCAAGUCCAGCUUCCAGUGGAUAAAUCAGUACCUGGUGUUCUGAAGUGAGAAACAAAUAGAUUAGCUUCAGUAGGAUUAACAUAUUUUGAAAAAGAGAACAGAAAACAAGAAAGGAGUUUUUGUUUGGACUCACAACAAAGCACAUAACUGGAUUCUGAAUAAUUAAAUCAACACUAUUUGGGAAGUUUUUAGUAUUUAUUCACAUUACUUUGUGAAUUAACACAGUGUCUCAGUUCUGUAGUUACAUACUUGGUUCUUUCAAAGAAAUGCAAACUUCAUAUGCUUCUUUUGAAAUUAUAGUAUAAAAGGAAAAUAAUAUUUUAAUGAAUGAGCCAAAAUUACUUUGAACUGAUUAUUUUCUAAAGUAUUGAGACUUCUGUGAAACAUAAUAAUGAUGUGCUUAUAUGUGUCUUAGUGUAAAUUAAUUUAGAAAUGAUGCUCCUACUGUUUAAAUAGAUACGGACACAUUUGGUGCUGUGGAAAGAACAAACGUAUUACUGUUGUUGUCAAAAAAUAUUAUUUAGCAAAGAAAUGGCAAUACAUGUAUUCAGAUAGUUAUAUCCUUAUGUAAAAAUCAUGUUUACAUUUUCUAAAUUAGUAGAUAACUUUCUGUCAAGUGCACAGUUUCAUUUUCACUUGAGACAACUUUUGUUUGGAAUUAAUUAGGUAAUUGAGCUGUCCAGUUCCUGUCUGAUAUUUUUCGAUGCUCCCCUCUACUCUUACUUUUUCUAUGCAUACAGACAUUUCAAGUGAUAUUCUUAAAAUUAUCAUUCUGGGAACUGACAUAAGUGGACAACUUUGUAACUGGGAAGUCAUUCUGGGACCAGUAUCAUACAUCCAAAAAUAAUACACAUUUAAGCAUAUAGAAGUGUUAGCCAAAAGUAAAAUUUCCUUGAUGACAUAAAAAUCAUACAAAAAAAUCACCAAAACCACACUGUCUCUCAAAUACUUAAAAGAAAAUGAAAAACAUAUCAGGAUCUUCAAUUCUCCUAUAUUUUUAACUGUUUAGCUAUUAUAAAGACACAAAAAUUUUUCAGUUAUCCACAAUAGAUGACAACAGUACCUGUAGAACACAGGAAUAUCAUUCUAGGAUAUUCAGGAAUUGGUCAUACAUGUUUUUGUGUGUGCGUGUAUGUCUGACAUAUAGUCCACAUUAGCAAGGUACAUACUAGCAAGCAUUGCAUACUUGGGUUGGUAAAUAAAAGAGAAGAAAGUACCUUCUGUAAAACCAAGGACUACAGUCCAGAUUGAGACAGCUGUGAUUCUGUUUUAAACUGUGAAACUAUGUGCAACAGAAUUUGGAAAAUCUUUUUCUUAAAUUCAAAGAUGCAGAAAGAAAUCAAAUUAGACUCUUAAUUUAGUGGUGCUUAGGCAGGUGUUUUCCUACAUUUAACAAGUAUUAAAAUUUCAAGCAAAGUAUUUGCAGUGUCAGAACAUACUAGGUAAAAUUUUAAAAAGGAGUUGGUUAUACGUCCUGUCGUAUAUGUCACAGAUUUGUAAAGUCAACACCAACUACUAAUACUUUUGCACUUACUGGGUAUAUAGCAUGAUAAAAGGGACAAGAGAUGGUCAAGAAAUAGUCAUUGGGGUGGGUGGGAUGAUACACGUGGUCCUUACCUGCCCACGCACACCAAUAAAUACAGGUGGAACUUUCACUGAGCUGAGGUCUGAGCUGUGGGAUACCUUGUUUGCCUGAAGUGGCUUUUAGUUUAAGAUUGUAGAAUGACUCUUUCAAAUUGUAAUCUUUUCUAAUAGAGGUAUUUUAAUAUACUUGCUUAAGUAAAACUACUGUCAGUAUUAAUACUGUGCCAGACUGGCGUCUCCAGAUUUAACAUCUAUUGUCUCAUGAAGAUUUUUAACCCUGCUUCAAAAACUAGCCAAUAACAAGACCUUUGGAUACAUGAGAGGAACACGUCUGUAGAAAUCUCAAUUAGAUCUUUUAUCUGUUUAUCCAUCAGUCAUCAUCUGAGGACCUAAUAUAAGCCAGGCGCUCACAUGCUAGGCAUUGGCACCCACAGAACAUUGUCUCUACCCUCAUAAGUAUGACAGAUGUAAUUAUUACCCAUUAGGUUCAUCUUAUUUUACUCUAACAACUAAAAGUACAUGUCCAUACAAGUUCAACUGUAACCACUAUUAUUUUUCAUGGCCAUUUUUAAUUUAUAAAAAGAAAAGUUAAUAAUUAUAUGCACAUAUGUAUUUCUAAUAAUUAAAGAGUUCAAAUCCCUACAAUGUCUGUUUAUUAAAUAUAACAUUUAAUAUUUGUUUAUUUUGCAAAAUACGUUUUUCAAUUAGGAAGCUAAAGGUUCUUGUUUAUUCCUUUUGUGAAUAUUCCUCCCCUGCCCAUCAUUCCAAACACUUACAAAGAACUCCUCAGUGUUUGUUUAACAUUCAGUAGUUUCACUAGUGACCUUGAGCUGUCCAAUUCCUGUCUGAUGUUUGUUGAUGCUCACCUCUGGUCUUACUUGAACCUUAAGAGGUCUUUUCCUUUGAAUAAAUAUCAAAACUCACAUAAUGAUUAGCUGGCGAGGAUCAUCAAUUCAUAACAAAAAGAGCACAAUCUCGUCUCACCAAGCUAAGGGUGUAGAAACAACACGACACUGAGCACUGAGGAGAGGCAGCUUUUACCCAACAGGGGCUGGGAACCAUGGAAAACACAACUUCGUGAGCUCACCACCUGCCACGUCAGCAGUUUUACAAUUACUCAGCCCACAGCCCAGCUUAAAGACAUCGUGGCCUUUGAGACUCGUCGGUCUCCCAACAGAGCCAUGACAUAAGUGAGUGUGCAACUUGCCUAUUUCUAGAAAUCUUUAUAUUUUUAUAUGAUAACUUUAUUUACAAUUUCUGUGUAAUUAUUCACUAGGAAUUAUUUGUAAUUAACAAUUUUUGCUCUUUGAAAUCUCAUGAGAAAGUCACAUUUAUAAACAUCCCAGAUGGUCAAAGUUUAGAGGAAACACAGUUUACCAAGAUUUUCCUGAUACCAAAAGAUAAUUUUUAGAAGACUGAAAUUCUGGUCAUGAGAUAUUUUGUUUCUAAGAAAUUUACUUUAAAACUAACAGUACAUUAAAAGAUUAGAAGUACCUUUUUCUAUAAUUUUUUAAUUUAUAUUCACAACUGAUAUAUUUCAUCUACAAAUUAAGUUUCACUCCUGGUACCCAAAGUUCUGGCUCACUUCUGAAUGCAAAGCAUUGCAUUCAUUCUUUGAGCUAAAAUGGUGCUGAAUUAUUUCAACUUGAAUGUAAAAUGCAUUAAGUGUUAGCUCACAGGACAUAAACAUAUAUUUAACAUAAAACUGCUUGCUAUAAACUCAGUGACAUGUCAUUUGGUAGUAUAAUGUUUUUAAGGCAAUUUUAGUUUCUCCCAAUUUUUCUGUAAUCCUAUUUGUAAAAUGUGUAACUCUUUUGAAGAGCUUUUAUUUUAAAUGCCUAGACACUGGCUUUAUUCUCUGCAUUCUCAUAUUCUUUUAUUUUUAUUCAUACUCUUUUAUUAUAUGACAUAUUAUAAUUGCAAGAUUAUGUAAAAAUGCCUUGAAUAAAUGAUUUUCAAGUGUC